Dovyalis caffra is the source of this 1038-nucleotide messenger RNA. Lineage: Eukaryota; Viridiplantae; Streptophyta; Magnoliopsida; Malpighiales; Salicaceae. The record is from the annotation of a GenBank genome assembly.
AUGCAAGUUCUUCCUAGGGAGGGUGAAAGUGCUUUGUCCGUGUCUGGUCCAAGGCCGAUGGAGUGGUCUACUGUUCCAUACACAGGACCACAAGGACCUGGGAAAAAUGGAAAGCAGCGUAAAUCUAGCUUGGAAUCGCCUAUCAUGUUGCUCACUGGUCACCAGAGUGCUAUAUAUACUAUGAAGUUCAAUCCAGCUGGAAAUGUCAUUGCUUCAGGAUCUCAUGAUAAAGAAAUUUUUCUGUGGCACGUUCAUGGGGAAUGCAAAAACUUCAUGGUUUUGAGAGGGCACAAGAAUGCAAUUCUGGAUCUGCAUUGGACUACUGAUGGGUCCCAGAUAAUAUCAGCCAGUCCCGACAAAACUGUUAGAGCGUGGGAUGUGGAGACUGGAAAACAGAUAAAGAAAAUGGCUGAACACUCCUCUUUUGUGAAUUCAUGCUGCCCUUCUCGUAGGGGGCCUCCACUUGUUGUAAGUGGAUCUGAUGAUGGAACUGCAAAACUUUGGGAUAUGCGCCAGAAGGGUGCCAUUCAAACAUUUCCAGAUAAAUACCAAAUCACAGCUGUCAGUUUCUCCGAUGCAUCAGAUAAGAUAUUCACAGGUGGUAUAGACAAUGAUAUUAAGGUAUGGGACAUCCGCAAGGGUGAAGUGACCAUGACACUUGAGGGCCAUCAAGAUAUGAUAACAGGUAUGCAGUUGAGUCCUGAUGGCUCAUAUCUGCUUACAAAUGGUAUGGACAACAAGCUUUGCAUUUGGGAUAUGCGCCCUUAUGCACCACAAAAUCGUUGUGUGAAGAUUUUUGAAGGGCACCAACACAACUUUGAAAAGAACUUGUUGAAAUGUAGCUGGGCACCAGAUGGAAGCAAGGUUACUGCUGGUAGUGCAGAUAGAAUGGUUUAUAUAUGGGACACAACUUCUCGACGCAUCUUGUAUAAGCUUCCUGGCCACACUGGAUCUGUUAAUGAGUGUGUCUUCCACCCUACUGAACCUAUCAUUGGAUCAUGUGGCAGUGACAAACAGAUUUAUCUUGGGGAAAUCUGA